Molecule: messenger RNA, 2472 nt
Organism: Linum trigynum
Lineage: Eukaryota; Viridiplantae; Streptophyta; Magnoliopsida; Malpighiales; Linaceae
Source: the annotation of a GenBank genome assembly
AUGAGAGGCGCUCUCCCCUCUCUCCUUGCCUGGUCGUGUUGGCUUGGGAAUUGGUUGCUGGAGAUCUUUUCUUCUUUCUUCUUGAUCAGCCUGGUGAAUCAAAAUGCUGGUAAAGCUCAGCGGGGCCAUGAUCUUGAUCGUGGGAAUGGAUCGGAAAACGGAACGCGGUGGAAAAUGGGUAGCGUCCCCAGACUGCAUUGCGAUCCCAAUCAGAUGGGGUGUAACCUGAAACGGGUUCUCAAGAAGCGGAAACAAGUUUUGUCCCGGGAGAUGCAAGAUUUCUCGAUUGAAAAUGAUCCGUCUAUCUCUAUCUCUGUGAAAAAACGCAGAUUGGUUCAAUUUCAUGAAUGGAGAUUUUGUCUCCCGUCAUCGGAUCUGGUAGGCGAAGAACCGCUGUUAUCCAGGACUGAUGAAAUUAAUGUUGAGUCCAGUGAUCUUGGUGAAAGAGCAAACGCUCGGGUUGGCCUAGGUGAUCGGGACUUUGUGGCGGAAGCGGCAUCAAUGCGUGGGCUGGUGAUUAAUCGGCGACGGCGAUGCGCUCCGGUCGUUGCUGCCGGCGGUUCUGCUGAUGCGCCGCCGUGCUUGGCCACGCGGGAUUUGCCCCCCCCCCCCCCCCCCCAGUCUGAGAAUUUGGGGAAGCAGUUGGCGAUAAGUCCGGGAAUGGAUUUCCCUGCUUUUUCGGGGCUGUUUGGGGGAUCUACGCGGAUCACUGCCCAACGAAAAGAUUCGAGUGAGGAUACUCUCCUGGUUGGGAAUUUCACUCCUAUUCGAACUCUUACUAUUCCAAACAUGUACCUGCAACUAGGAUUUUCCGGUGGCAGAGGGCCUUUAUCUUUAUUUAUACUCCGUCCCAAUGGACGCUGGACUGUAUCUACCCAAAAGUCUCGACGUCCAGGGGAAAUUGCUUCAACGGAAACUCUCUCUAUUUUCGCACCCCUUCGGAGCAGCUCAGGUAUGUGGAGGGUCUGGAACCCUCAAUCCAUCCCUGUUUCUUUUCGUGCUACCCCAUUCAAACACACACCUGUUAUACACCCUUGUCCCAAGCCAGCAGUGCAUGGUAAAUUGCUGACGGACGAGGUGUUAGGGUGGAAAAUACCUGGCGCUAAUACGAUUAAUAAAUCUCUUUGCCAGGAUUUGUGCACGAUGGCUCACGUAACAGAGGAUCAGGUCGUCCAUUUUUCCCUGGAAGAGGUGCAAUCGACCCGCUUCCGAGCUGCUCGAUCCCUCCUGGGGCAUCUCUUCACAAAUGAUCAAAUAACCACGGGGGAGUUGCGAGAGGAGCUGCUGGAUGCCUGGAAAAUCCGUGGGCAGCUUAGGGUCAUACGAGCCAAGCAUGGCCUGUUCGAGAUCGUUUUGCCUAAUGAAGAGGCGAAGAAAUGGGCACUGUCUCGGAAUCCAUGGAUCAUUAAAGAUCGGUUGCUCACCCUUUGCCCCUGGUCACCUGUGAUUCCGAAAAAGAACUAUGAGGAGAUGGCAAAGGCCCCGCUUCGGGUCCAGCUUUGGGGAGUCAAAGAGGACUGCUGCACCAAACUAUUUGGGCGGAAAAUGGUGGUUGCUGCGAUCGGCCAAGUUAUUGAUGCUGGGAUCUUUGCGUGCAAGGAGACUGGAGAGCGAUUUAUCAAAGUGAAUACUGUUAUUGACUUCUCCCUGCCGCUCCGAUCGCAGAUUAUGGCAGCAAGCGAGGAAGGAGACAAGUUUUGGGUUAGCUGCAAAUAUGAAUUCCUGCCAAGUUUCUGCUUCCGUUGCGGCCGAAUUGGGCAUGCCCGCCGUGACUGUUCCUUUGAUCCACCUCAGGGUCAAGAGCGAUUCGGCCCUCACAUGGCAACUAAGAAGGUGGGGAGGAAACUCUAUGAGGAGGAAGGCGAUUCCCCUGUUUUUGGAGGGUCGAGGCGGUCGGUUUGGAUCAAUCGCCAGCAACGUAUUCCUAUGGCGAUGGAUAGUGCUGAACCAACAAGGGAGUCUCAAAAUCUUGCCCAGUCAGCGGCGAGAAUGAAACAAACUGCCUCUUCAAAGAUUAUGAUGGCAGAGGUGUCGAUUGAUGAACCGGCGGUGCAACAGAUGCAGAUCUCGGGAAGGCCGACCCAGAAGCCGAGAGGAAGCCCGCGGGGCUUUGUCGUUAACCGCCCCCCCAAAGUCCGUCUGGGACAAAACCGGCCGAGCAAAUCCGGCAGGAAGGUGUCGGGGACUGCUCCGGGUAACCCAAAAAUAGAGAGGAGGACGGUCAUAGCUUCGGCUCAGUCUCGGCCUCGGUCCUCAGCCCAGGUACAAUCGGAGCCGCCCUCGAAUGAGGAGACACCAGCCAUGAUCCAGGAGCACUCUCGACGGCGCCGACUUCUCCUUGAAGAGGAUUCGGACGAUGACAUGGUGGACGUGACUCCGAUGGAUAACCAGGGUAUUUCGGAUCGACCCGUCAAUUGGAAUCAGCUAGGGAGAUGGAGGCCGGCGUGGUUCAGAGGGAUCCGGAAAAGGUGA